AUGAUUGAAAUGAUGAGAACACUAGGAAUUUUACUCUUGGUCGUCAUGCCAACAUUGAUCAACUCAUUGGCAAAUUGUCCAAAUGGUUGUGAAUGUAAUGAUGAUACAUUAGUUGUGACAUGUAAUGAAACCAAUUUAGAUGUAAUGCCGAUAGCCCUGAAUCCUUCGAUAAAGAAAUUGAUUAUGCGUAAAAAUAAAAUUAAGUCAAUUGAGUCAUCGAUACAAUUUUAUCCAGAUUUAGAAUUUUUAGACUUAUCAGAGAAUCACUUACUAAAACUCUUAUCAAAGACAUUUCAAUAUCAGAAAAAAUUAAUUGAAUUGAAUUUGGGACAAAACAAAAUAUCCCACAUUGAAUCGGAUACAUUUCAAGGACUAGAAAUGCUACAAAUAUUAAAUGUGAGAGGCAAUUUGAUAGAUGAAUUGAAAGACUAUGCAUUCCUCUCAUUAUCCAAUUUAGAGGAAUUAAAUUUAGGACAAAAUCGUAUUGCUCAAAUCGAUCCCGAUGCAUUUUAUCGUUUAUAUAACUUAAAAAUCUUAUAUCUUGAUGAUAACUCGCUCACUCAUGUUCCUGCAUUGUCAUUUCCACCGUUAACGAAUUUGGCUGAACUAUUUAUUGGUGUCAAUUCAUUCACGACUUUGGAAAAGAAUGCAUUUGAAAAACUAAAAAAGUUAACAACAUUAAGCUUAAAUGGUGCACAAUUGCAUAACAUUUCAUCGGGCGCAUAUACCGGCUUAGAGAGUUUACGAAUUUUAGAUCUAUCAAGUAAUCGUCUAACACGUAUACCAACAAAAGAAAUGUCGAUUCUAAGUCGCCUAGAAGAAUUAAAAAUUGGAAUGAAUGACUUUGAUAUAAUAUCAGAGAAGGCAUUCGAUGGACUGUCUAAUCUUCAUCAACUUGAAAUAAUUGGAGCCAAAAAGUUGGUUCGUGUUCAAAAUAAUGCAUUUAUAGAGAAUGGAAAUUUAAGAGUGAUUCGUCUAACAGAUAAUGAAGAGUUAUCUCAAUUUGAGUCUGCUGCAUUUCAUGGAUUGCCGUAUUUAAAGGAGUUAAUACUUAAAAAUAAUGCAAUAGAAUCGAUACGAGAAAAUCUAUACGAAUGGGAUAAUCUUCAAACGCUCGAUUUGUCUGAUAAUCCAUUACGAUGUGAUUGUCAUCUACUGUGGUAUAAAGCAUUUUUAAAUGCACGUAAUAGUCAUGCAAAUAAUAAUAAAGGAAAUAUCAUUGUCAAUAAUAAUAAUAAUAAUAAUAGUAAAUCUGAAAACAGCAGUAUUAGCAAUAGUAGCACAUCAAGCAGCAGUGUGAAUUUACCAAAAGCAAAUUCUGAUGAAAUCAAUUUUAAUCAUCAGCACAACAUCGUAUGUGCAUCGCCGCAAUUUGCCAAAGGAAAAGAGCUAGUAAAGCUCUCGGCUGAUUUAUUUGGAUGCACUCCGAAUUCGGAUCCAAAAACGCAAGCAAUCAUUUGUGGAUUACUUGUAAUAACGGCGGCAACAAUAACCGCCUUAAUUCUCCUUGCAUACAAAUGUCGUCGAAGAAAGUUCCGCAACGUAUUAAAGGAGAGCGGAUGGGAUAUUAGCAGUACAAUAGGGCGUAAAGAUCGUGAUUAUCAUAAAACAUAUGCUGCCCCACAAUACAUCGAUACAAUGCGAAAACACACAAUGAGCGCAUCUCCAUCACAUUGCAGUAUCCCUGGUGCCAAUAAUUACCAGCAAUAUCCAAUGAUUCCUAUCACUGAACUAUAG
Chironomus riparius is the source of this 1737-nucleotide messenger RNA. The record is from the annotation of a GenBank genome assembly. NCBI's taxonomy places the organism in Eukaryota, Metazoa, Arthropoda, Insecta, Diptera, Chironomidae.